AUUGUGUCUAUCGAUAUUUUUGAGUUAUCGCUAGAUUGCCAUUGUUUUGUGCGCAUUAAAUUUCUUAAAAUUAAAGAAUCUUGUUUAGUUAGUUUAAAAAGGAUAUAGAAAAACUCUAUACAACUUACUUCAGCUAAAUAGACACUUGCAACCAAAACACGUGCCAAAACAAACGUUUUUUUUUUUUUUUGCUCAAGUAAUAAUUUAAAAAAAACAGCAAAAUGGGAAUGGUAACGAAGCGUAAGAAGAUGCACUAUGGGGAUACCCAUUUGCAAAGAAGAUGGCGUGUGCGUAAUCGUCGUCGUGAUCUGGACCAGAUUGAUGAUGAUCUGCGCACCAAGAGCGGUGAGCUCAUAAAUCAGAAUGUGGAUCUGGACAAGCCGGGAUUCGCCCAGUUCUAUUGUGUCCACUGCGCCAAGUACUUCAUAGACGACACCGCCAUGCAGGCCCAUUUCCGCACCAAGGUGCACAAAAGGCGGCUCAAGGCCCUGGAAGUCGAGCCCUACAGCAUCGAGGAGGCGGAACGCGCCGCGGGACGUGGCAGCUUCGUGAAGCCCAAGAAGAGGGCCAUGGAAACACAGCCCUCCAAGGAGGAUGUGGUUGCCGGCAAGAGGAUUCGUGUGGAGGAGGUCCCGGAAGGUACAGAUGCCGCUGAAUCCCCAUCCACAUCCAAAACGAAGCGCAAGAAAGCCGAGAAGAUGGAAACCUAAAUGGAAUAGUAACCCUGUGCUCUGAUCUAGCUUAGUGUUAAGUCCUCCGGGGAAUGGACUCUUUCCUUCCCCUUUAAAACUAUGUUUUCUUUCAAUUGCUUACUAUAAAUAUAACUAUUGUUUCAUAUAUAAA
Messenger RNA from Drosophila rhopaloa, 843 nucleotides. Its product is annotated as zinc finger protein 593 homolog. The coding region runs from base 222 to 710 and encodes 162 amino acids. The transcript has 2 exons. The record is from RefSeq and is a predicted model, not a curated record. Gene Ontology annotation, molecular function: zinc ion binding; nucleic acid binding. Lineage: Eukaryota; Metazoa; Arthropoda; Insecta; Diptera; Drosophilidae.